CAACAUCCACAGUGGAACACCGGACACAAAGGCUCAGUGGAAACCCCCAGACCCACAUAAACAACUGGAACCCAUGGAACCCGGUCUGUAGACUUUAACUGUGACGUCACAACACGGUAGGUGGUGGACUUUAAUGCACGAGCACCGCGAACAAACUGGGUUUAAUGGUCCAGAAGAUGAGCUGAUGUCUGCAGAAUGCACAAAGGAAACUUCAGCAGAGCACCGACUCAAACAGAAAACAGAACCCUAACCGGAUUCGGCGGAGUUUCCCGUUUUUGUUCAUGUUUUUUUUUUUGUUUUGUUUUGUUUUGUGUCCGCCGCCUUUUGAUGCACGAGACGGAACAAAAUGGAGGAGAGUGAGCCGCUGUGAAGCUGUUGGAGCUUCAUUUCAGAGCCGUGUUUGGACCCUGGCUGGUCUUCACAAGGGGGUCAAGCUUUAUUAACAGGCUUUGGACGCAGAGACACACGUAGGACCGGUCACCGAACACCGAAGGAGUUGAAGACACCGUGAAAACGGAAAGUGUAAAGUCACCUGUACUUGGAUCAAUGUAACCGGAUGUGUCCUUCCAAAAUAAAAGCGGAAAGUUCACCCCCAGCCUCUGAGAUAAAAUAGAAUAUUUAGAAGAAGCUUUUAAAGUGAAUGGUUAAAAUGAAAAGUGUUCAGACAUGAGCGGCUCUGGGGAUGCGGACCCCGGCCCCUCCGGGUCGUCUGGGUCCUGCUGGUCCUUCGGCCCCAGCAGCGCGGACACCGGCCUGGGUUUGUCCGCUGGAAGAGUCCUGCCCGGCCGCAUCCGGUGCCUGUCUAACCCCGCCCCCCCCGGAAGACUGCCGUCCCUCAGAACCAGAGACAUGACCCUGGGGGGGGCGUACAAGAAGCCCAAGAAAACCUUUGAGCCAAAUGUCCACGCUGUGAGGAAAAGCAAAGAUGAGUUAAAAGGAAAAAUACAAACAGCAUCGAAACCACAGAGAACGGAGAGAGAAGAAAAGAAGAGAGAGAAGAGAGAGAAGAGAGUGAGGAGGAGAGAGAGGCCUCCCACCAUCCAGUCCCACUCCAUAUUUGAACAAGGUCCAGCAGACAGCAGCCGCAGACCAGGUUGUCGAGGCGUGACCGAUGUGCGUGACUCCACCUCCUCUUCUGUGUGUAAACUGGUGAAGAAGGAGUCUGAGGAGGAUGAGGAGGAGAUCCUAAAUAAACUGCACAGGGAUGAUUUUAUAGAUGACCUGGAUCUGGAGAACAGGUCCAAGCUGAAGCCCAUCCAACUGCCGCUGUGCCGGUCUGUGGCCAUGAAGAGUCCAGGUCUGAGCAGAUCCUCCUGUGUCUAUGGUUCCGUUGUAUGUGGUCCAGAGAACCCGCCUCCGCUCAGACCUCAGUCCACUGGAGGUCCGGGUCCAGCCGUCUGCGGCCGAACCGAGCCCAGACCACCUCAGCCGUCCUUGGUGGAUCUGCUGCAGGAGCUCAGCCUGUCCGGAUCAGAGGAGCUGUUCUUCAUGCAGCUGCCGGACUGUAUGCCCUUCAGAACCAAGAAGGAGACGCACAAGGAGAUGCACAAGGAGAGGAGGACUGAAGACAAGAGACCUGGACAUGAAGUGGUGGCGAAGGAGGCGUGUCCUGUGCUGUCACAGUUCCCAGAGGGGUUUCUGGGUAAACUGCAGAUCCGGAGGUCGGGAUCGGUGGUGCUGAAGGUGGGAGAGGUGGUCAUGGAUGUGUCGGAGGGAGCGGCCUUCUCCUUCCUGCAGCAACUGGUGUCUGUGCGUCUUUCUGACGGUCAGACUGGAGACAUGAUGGUCUUGGGAAACGUCCGUCACAAACUGGUUUUAUCGCCGGACUUCCACACGUUCCUGCAACAAACGGCAGCGCAACAGCAGCAACAAUCCUGACAACGGACAUGCUAAGGACACCCUAAGGACAUGCUAAGGACACACUAAGGACACCCUGAGGACACGUUAAGGACACACUGAUACUACAGACACAUGAUACUAUGGACACACUGAUGUGAUGUGGUGAUCAGUGUGAUACUUUGCAGAUCUGUCCCUAGGACAGUGGUUCUUAACCUGGGUUCGAUCGAACCCUAGGGGUUCGGUGAGUCAGUCUCAGGGGUUCGGUGGAGGUCAAG
Sphaeramia orbicularis (orbiculate cardinalfish) is the source of this 2114-nucleotide messenger RNA. Its product is annotated as DNA-directed RNA polymerase III subunit RPC4-like. NCBI's taxonomy places the organism in Eukaryota, Metazoa, Chordata, Actinopteri, Kurtiformes, Apogonidae. Gene Ontology annotation, molecular function: DNA binding. The coding region runs from base 667 to 1878 and encodes 403 amino acids. Gene Ontology annotation, biological process: tRNA transcription by RNA polymerase III. The transcript has 9 exons. The record is from RefSeq and is a predicted model, not a curated record. Gene Ontology annotation, cellular component: RNA polymerase III complex.